Crotalus tigris (Tiger rattlesnake) is the source of this 4379-nucleotide messenger RNA. RefSeq names its product TLE family member 2, transcriptional corepressor (gene TLE2). Bases 728 to 3058 code for a protein of 776 amino acids. The record is from RefSeq and is a predicted model, not a curated record. Gene Ontology annotation, molecular function: transcription corepressor activity; protein binding. Gene Ontology annotation, cellular component: nucleus; transcription regulator complex. Gene Ontology annotation, biological process: negative regulation of canonical Wnt signaling pathway; regulation of DNA-templated transcription. NCBI's taxonomy places the organism in Eukaryota, Metazoa, Chordata, Lepidosauria, Squamata, Viperidae. The transcript is spliced from 20 exons.
CCCGUGAAAUGGUCAUUUGACCCCAAAUGGGGUCCCGACCCACAGGUUGAGAACCACUGACUUAGAGAAUGAGCUGUUAUAUCCAUGGCACGCACGUUGCCGCAUGCAUAAAUGGGCCACUGGUGUCCACGUGGCACUGGAGAUGGUGCUAGCGUCCCCAUGCAUGUGGAAAUAGGGCCGCUAGUGCUUGCGAGUGGGGAAGGGCUCGUCAGCUAUUCGUGGGGCCUGGUGGCCAACAGGCCGGGUUGUGGACCAUAGGUUGGGGAUCCUUGGCCUAGUGGACUAGACUUGCCUUUGCUUUGAGGACUAGUAUUGGCUUCAUUUGAGUAGCCUGUAGAACUAAUUGGGAUUGAGCUGAUGCCGGCCCGGUAAUUGCUGGGGAAUUCAGGUUUGGAAUUAAGACUCUUUACAUCUGUGGUGUGUGCUCGUGCAUGCGUGGGAUAGUACACUAUCCUUUGUUGAUGCAACCUAGGAUUGCAUUAGCUAUUUUUUGAGGCUGCAGCACAAUUGGCUUAUAUUUAAGCGAUUGUUCACUAGGAUUCCUACAUCUCUCUCUGCUACUGCUAUUGAGCCAAGUGCCACCUAUCCUGUACCUGUGCUUUUGGUUAUUUUCACAUGUGGGUGGGCGGCAAUGCGCACAUCAUGGGUGCACAGUCCACUUGCGCAUACAUAUGCAUGCUAGCACCGCCUCCAUGUGCAUACCGGUUUGUGCGUGUGUGCCUGGGCUAUGUGUGUGCACACUUCUCUGAUGCUUCCUUUCCUUCUGGGCCGCCAAGCCGGAAAGUUUGGGGAACUCUGCACUAGACAAAAGCAAGUUUGCAAGACAAAGGCAAGUCCACCGGCAAGGCAAAGGCAACAGAUGAAGAGACAUGAUCCGAAGUUCAAGUCCGGGCAGCCUUUUAAGUUCUCAGUAUUGGAGAUUUGUGACCGAAUUAAGGAAGAAUUCCAGUUCCUCCAAGCUCAGUAUCACAGCCUGAAGCUGGACUGUGAGAAGUUAGCAAGCGAAAAAACAGAGAUGCAGAGGCAUUACGUUAUGUAUUACGAGAUGUCCUAUGGUUUGAAUAUUGAAAUGCAUAAACAGGCUGAGAUCGUCAAGCGGCUGACGGCUAUCUGUGCCCAGAUUGUCCCCUUUCUCACACAAGAGCACCAACAGCAGGUCGUGCAAGCCAUGGACCGGGCCAAGCUGGUGACGAUGGGGGAGCUGAACAGCAUCAUUGGGCAGCAGCAGUUACAACAUCUCUCCCAUCAGGCCCCUGCGGUUCCCUUGACCCCACACCUUUUGGGGUCUCAGGCUUCUAGCUUGGCUGCGGUCAGCACGGCCUCUGGGCUGCUGGCCCUCUCGGGGACCUUGGGGGCUCAGGCCAUCCUUGGGGCAAAACAAGAAAAUGCCGGGCAGGACUCCGAAAACAAUCCAGGGAACUCACAAAGCCAGAGCGAUUCUGCGUCUCCUCCGGAGAGCCUGCAAGAUGAAGAACGAGAGGAAGAAAGCAGGGGGAAGGCCAAGCUGUCGGACAAGGAAGAGGUGGGGCGUUAUGAAAGCGAUGGGGAGAAGAGCGACUGCAACCUGAUUGUGGACGAGGACCCUCUUUCUGAGCACGGGAGCCCGCUAUGCAGCUCAGCUGCCCAACUCCUGCCAAGCCAAAGGGGCUUUACGAACAGUCCAGCCUCGCUGGCAUCCAGUCGCAGCACCACACCUGUCAAAGGCAAGGACCCAAAUUUGAACGAAACCAAUCCAGCUUCUUCCAAAUCAGCCAGUUUGUCUCCAGUCUCUGAAAUACUCACUCCCCGAGCUGGCCCGAGUUACGUGCCUCAGAUUGCAAAGCCGUCCACCAGCGAUGUUAUCACCUUGCGGAGUCCGCUAAAUUCUUUCACCAGCAGUUUUGCUUCGCCCUUCGGGAUGAUGCCUCACGCCGGCCUCAAUGGCGAAUUAGCUGCACCGAGUUCCUAUGUCGGCAUCCAUCUUUCUGCAGGCCCCGGAGGAUACAGACAGUCUCCGCUGGUGGCUUUUGAAUCUCACCCACACUUGCGGGGAUCCCCUCUCUCGGCCUCCCUCCCUGCAGUCUCUGGCAGCAAACGGGCCUACUCCUUCCACGUAAGCGCGGACGGGCAGAUGCAGCCGGUGCCCUUCCCGCCCGACGCCCUGAUCGGCUCCGGGAUCCCGCGCCACGCCCGCCAGCUGCACACGCUCUCCCACGGCGAGGUGGUCUGCGCCGUCACCAUCAGCCACUCCACCCAGCACGUCUACACGGGGGGCAAAGGCUGCGUCAAGGUCUGGGACGUGGGGCAGCUGGGCACCAAGACCCCCGUGGCGCAGCUGGACUGCCUGAACCGAGAUAAUUACAUCCGUUCGUGCAAACUUCUUCCCGACAGCCGCAGCCUCAUCGUUGGGGGUGAGGCCAGCACUUUGUCCAUCUGGGACCUGGCAGCCCCCACGCCCCGUAUCAAGGCCGAGCUGACCUCCUCUGCCCCAGCCUGCUACGCCCUGGCCAUCAGCCCCGACGCCAAAGUCUGCUUCUCCUGCUGCAGCGACGGCAACAUCGUGGUCUGGGAUCUGCAGAACCAAACCAUGGUUAGGCAGUUUCAGGGUCACACGGACGGGGCGAGCUGCAUCGAUAUCUCCAAUUAUGGCACCAAACUCUGGACCGGCGGUUUGGACAACACUGUCCGAUGUUGGGACCUCCGCGAAGGCCGGCAGCUGCAGCAACACAACUUCAGCUCCCAGAUCUUCUCCUUGGGCUACUGCCCCACGGGAGAGUGGCUGGCGGUCGGGAUGGAGAGCAGCAACGUGGAAAUCCUCCACGUGACGAAAUCGGAGAAGUACCAGCUGCAUCUUCACGAGAGCUGCGUCCUCUCCCUGAAGUUCGCUUCCUGUGGCAAAUGGUUUAUCAGCACGGGCAAAGAUAAUCUGCUUAACGCGUGGCGGGCUCCCUAUGGUGCCAGCAUCUUUCAGUCCAAAGAAACUUCCUCCGUUCUAAGCUGUGACAUCUCGGCUAAUGACAAGUUUAUCGUGACUGGAUCAGGAGACAAGAAAGCCACAGUUUACGAACUGGUCUACUGAGGCACCACGUUCCUCACCUUGGAUGGCUAAGGAGGCCCAAACGCUUUCCGUUCUCCGGAAAAAUGUAUUUUCCCCACUGGCUUCGGAGACUGUGGUGCUGAAACGACCUUGGCGCUUCCAUCCCUUUGCAGACGCAGGAGGACUAGAAACUUGAGAGCUGAGAGUGUCAGGAAGAUAUUUUUCUCCUCUCAAGAAGCAAGGGGUGCUUGUUUGGGUGUCUUUCAGGUCCCCAAUGGACCAAAAUCUUUUCAUUAUCUCCCUGAAGGGUCCAGAAAAAUCACCUCAGAAUGGUGUGUUUGACAAGCUGAGCAGCCAAUCCGCAUCUGGCUAAUCAGAGCCCCACCCACGUUCUGGCCACCUGAAUGCUGCAGUUCGUAUUUUCAUUUUUUGGGGUCCAAGCAAAAAAGUGGCUGCAUUUACACCUUGCAGGUAGAUCCACAGGUCAUCCCUGACUUAUGAUCAGUUGCUUAGUGACUGUUCGAAGUUACGACGGUCCCCCCAAAAUGGGACUUAUUUAAAGUUGCAACUUCUUGUUCACCUCUGUGGUCAUGUGACCAACAGCUUCUUACGACCUGGCCCUCAUUUACAGAUGUUUACUUCAGCUUAUGACGUUUUUGCUGGAAAAAUAUUUGUUUCUGGGGCGGGGGAAUUACCCCUUAGGAUGCAUUAUGGUUGUAAAUUGAGGAUUAUCUGUAGUUAGCCCACUUUUUUGCACACAUGGGCUGGAUCCGUCACUGUCCUGUUUCAGCUGUUCUGCAGCUCCCUCUUUUUCCUGGAGGACUGAGUGGACCACUCUAGGCUAUUACUCUAUGAUUGCCUACUUUGGCUGACCCAGAUUUGAUUCAUAAAUACUUUGAUACAUUUUAGGGUUAAACCGGUCUGCUUUUUUUUCCCCAAACACCCAACCAGAUUAGAAGGACCACACAAGAAUUUCCACCAUUGACCUGGUUAAGCACAUCAUGAGAAUCUAGCCAACAUUAUUAUUGGCCACUGAUUCUCACAGCGAGACUAGUAGCUCACAUGAUGAUGAUUGCUGCUUUUCGGAAAACCACAGAUGCAUGCCUCUUAAUGUUCUUUUUGCACUUUUGAACAUAAUGUACAAAAAUUUGUUAGCUCAAUCUGUUUAGGGAAAGAACUUUCCAAAUGUUAAGUGCAUAGAUGGAAAAAUAAAACAUAAAAAUAUGUAAAACCUGUAAAGCUUAUUUUUUAAAACAAACAAACAAACAAACAAACUUUUAUGAUGUUAUUAGAAUAGUAUCCAGCCAUGGCAAUUUGAAGAUGAGUGGAGUUCAAUUCUCAGAAUUCCCUGGCCAGAAUGCUA